Molecule: messenger RNA, 1970 nt
Organism: Rhodamnia argentea
Lineage: Eukaryota; Viridiplantae; Streptophyta; Magnoliopsida; Myrtales; Myrtaceae
Exons: 2
Coding region: 228-1640 (470 amino acids)
Biological process (GO): cell-cell adhesion
Source: RefSeq, a predicted model, not a curated record
UCUUUUUUUUUCUGCUGCUGCCUUUCUUGAACCAGUCUUCAGUCCACGCCCUGCCUUCCUCUUCCUUCAUUCCAUUGCCCUCCUUCUUCGCCGAGCACCUCUUUUAUCGCGCAACCCCCCUUCUCUCCGGAAGCGGAAGGUCUCCAGAACCAGAACAAUUCCAAGGAGAAACGGAAUACACAAGAGUACGGAAGCUGAUUUCGAUCGUCAUCAGAUACAGUAAGGAGAUGCAAGGAUGGAUCCAAUUGACAUUGGCCGCCACGGUCGUCAUCGUCCUAACGAUCCUCGCCGCCGUCAUCGCGUGUCGGCGUUGCAGUUCGAAAGGGAGCGGCAGCGGGCAGCUUGUCACAAGGACUAGGACGACCGAGUCUCCCCAGGAUGGGAUUUCCAAGCUCCACCAGACGAGCCUGCACCGCCAGCUGGAUCGAGAAGGCAGGAGGCGGCCGGGUUACCACGCGUUCAGCCGCGGGGCCUCGACCAGACCGUUCUUCAGUUGGGCCGAUCACCCGUCGCUCGUCACGGACGCGGUGGAGAGCGGGUGGUCGAGGUUCGCGUUCACGGGCUACAAGUCGUCCCCGUCGACUCGGUCGACGCUGCUCGGCGUCUGUGCCGCGGGCGACCAGAGAAGCGGAAUCAAGCCGGAGAUAAGCUGGGAAGUGUGCCAGGGAUCCGCGGACUUCAUGCAGAAGAUAAGAUUGAAUCCUGGAUUGCUGAAGAAGAUAAGUUUAAGCAACAACAAUCCUAUGGCUGCUUCAUCUGUCAUCAAGACUGCCUUGCCCUUGCCGGGCCCUCCAUUGGGCAAUUCCUCUUUUCCUCAGGAAGCCUACUUCGAGAUCACGAUUUUGUACUCCAGGAGCGGUCGCGAUACCGGCAUGUCCCAGGAAGGCGAGAGGACUAAACUCAUUCACGAUAGUUCCAAUUUGAACGCCAACUCGGAGUCCUUGGCCCAUGUUACUAGCAAUGGUCGCGGAAAUAACUACAAGGUCGAAGAAUUGAAGCUCAACAUUAAGGACGGCGGCAAAGGCGAGUCCGUGGAGGUGUCGCUUGGUCUCACGGCUGGAGGUUCUCUUCCUCUGAAGCUUCCCGGAAGCUAUCCGGGUUCGAUCGGGUUCAAUUCGAAUGGCUCUGUCUUUCUUGAUGGGAUCAAACUCGUGUUUGAAUCCGAGAAGGGAGAAUGGGGAAGGACGGAGAAGGUGAUCGGAUGCGGGUUCGACCCCAGGCAAAAGAAGGUCUUCUUCACGGUGGACUCGGAGCUGAUGCACGUGAUCCACUGCAAGACAGAGGAGUUUGGUGCUCCUCUCUAUCCGACGCUCGCGGCGAACAGCGACGUCAUGGUUCUCCUGAACUUUGGACAAGCUGCCUUCAGAUAUGGACCUGCAAACACGCAGCGCACGUCGAAUCCUUGCUUCAUCGGCCCGCUCACUAACACCCCUGCUGCGGCUCUGGGUUAUGAGGACAGCAGAGAAUUGUUUUCGAUGGGAAGGAUCGACUCCCAGUGGCUUAACCAGUUUAUGAGCAGAGGCAGCCACAACCAUGGUAAUAACAACAGCAGAGUUCGGGAUUUUGAUGAUGAGUCCGAGGCUGAUCUAUUUGAGAUAGCUCUGGAUAGUAGCGGAAGAUCCCCCAACACAGUUUUAUAGCAACGAGAAGUGAAAUGUCACCGUGUUAUAUAUCAAAGUUUGAAAUUUUUUGGCACCAGAAAGCUGAUGCACACCGCUUGUGUGUGAGUAUGAUAGUCUGAGAGGGAAUCGUUUCCUUCCAUCAUAGAAACUGAUACUGAGUUUGACAGAGAGAUCUACGCCUUUUGAACGAAAUCAGAAGCCGUUUCGAGAGUCUUUCUAGUUGUUGUAGGAUUAAGGAUAGUCACUGUACAUCUCUAAUAGCAGUUAUUCUUUGAUUUUGAAGGUUAUUUACUCCUAGGGAGACUUCAUUUUGUUCAUAUCCUCGUACAAAUGCCCAUACAUCUCUGA